Molecule: messenger RNA, 6376 nt
Organism: Dermochelys coriacea (leatherback sea turtle)
Lineage: Eukaryota; Metazoa; Chordata; Testudines; Dermochelyidae
Product: zinc finger protein 271-like
Exons: 8
Coding region: 1179-4412 (1077 amino acids)
Biological process (GO): central nervous system development; regulation of transcription by RNA polymerase II
Cellular component (GO): nucleus
Molecular function (GO): DNA-binding transcription factor activity, RNA polymerase II-specific; RNA polymerase II cis-regulatory region sequence-specific DNA binding
Source: RefSeq, a predicted model, not a curated record
AUACUGAAGCUAAGCUGACUGGUUUGUAAUUCCCCGGGUUGUCCUUAUUUCUCUUUUUAUAGAUUGGCACUAUAACUGCCCUUUUCCAGUCCUCUGGAAUUUCUCCCGUCUUCCAUGACUUUUCAAAGAUAAUUGCUAAUGGCUCAGAUAUCUCCUCAGUCAGCUCCUUGAGUAUUCUAGGAUGUAUUUAAUCAGGCCCUGGUGACUUGAAGACAUCUAACUCUUCUAAGUAAUUUUUAACUUGUUCUUUCCAUAUUUUAGCCUCUGAUCCUAUGUCAUUUUCACUGGCAUUCACUAUGUUUGAUGUCCAAUCGCUACUAACCUUCUUGAUGAAAACCGAAACAAAGAAGUCAUUAAGCACCUCUGCCAUUUCCACAUUUUCUGUUAUUGUCUUUCUCCCCACAUUGAGUAACCGGCCUACUCUGUCCUUCAUCUUCCUCUUGCUUCUAAUAUAUUUGUAGAAUGUUUUCUUGUCACCCUUUGUCUCUAGCUAGUUUAAUCUCGUUUUAUGCCUUAGUCUUCCUAAUUUUGUCCUUACAUGCUUGUGUUAUUUGUUUAUAUUCAUGCUUUUAAUUUGAUCUAGUUUCCACUUUUUGUAGGACUCUUUUUUGAGUUUCAGAUCAUUCAAGAUCUCCUGGUGAAGCAAGGUCUCUUGCCAUACUUCCUAUCUGUCCUAUGCAUAUGAGUAUCUGAAUAUCCACAGGGCUUAAAUAGACACAGACUCCUUGUGUCUCCUGCCUUGGGCUGGUUCCCUCUCCUGAGGGUCUCUGGUUCCCUCCCCUGAGGUUUUCUGUAUUACAGUCAAGAUAUACCACAUUUACUGAGGUUCUCUGGCCUUCUGCAGUGUUGUGACAAGUGGCUUAUUAUCUGCUCUCUGCCCAAGUAAUCAAUGUCCCAUGUUUGGAGAUCCCUAAGUUUAUUCCAGGAGACACACAGCAUGUUUCCCUUCAGUCACUAGGCUUUCCCAUGGGGUCUUCAUGAACAUUUUUCCAUCUUUAAGAAUGAAAUGUCCCUCCUGGAAAGAAAGAGGCUGGAUGGGACCGGGUGGGAUGUUCUCUCUGGGAAAUGGUUAAUGGAGCUAUAACAAACUCUGAUAAUCACCCCUUUCCAUCCUAUGAGCAAGACCCUACCCCUGCCCCCCCCCCGCCCCCACCACCUCACCAGACCUCAUUUCCCACAUGGACCAAGGGGAGGAACCCAGUGCCCCAGACCCUCAAGAUCCUUCAGAAAAGGAGACAAUGAGCGACUCCCACACAGCACAGGGAAUGACUCACAUCUGGAUUCAGAAGGGAGCUGAUGGGUUCAGCAGGGAGAAUGAAGAUGAGAGACCUCAGCAGGAAAGUCCCGAGCGAAUGGAUCUGCAUGGGAUGUUCUCAGGAAGCACCAAAGGGGAAGUUUCCCAGAAUCAUGAAAAGGAAAAAGCUGGUGAGAGUCAGUCUUAUAAAUGCCCUGACUGUGGGAAAAGCUUCCACUGGAGCUCACGCCUUGCCAUUCAUCGGCGAAUCCACACAGGAGAGAAGCCACAUAAGUGUGCCGACUGUGGGAAAGGCUUCAAUUGGAGGGCACAGCUUAUCACACAUUGGAGAUGCCACACGGGAGAGAAACCCUUUACAUGUGAGGACUGCGGGAAAAGCUUCAUGCGGAGCUCCAUCCUUACUGAACACAAGAGAAUACACACGGGAGAGACACCUUACAAAUGCGACUAUUGCGGGGAAAGAUUUUCCUGGAGCUCAGCCCUCGCUGUACACAAGAGAAUCCACGUGGAAGGGGAACCCUAUCGAUGUAAAGAUUGUGGGAAAAGCUUCUGUGUGAGCUCGGAUCUUAAUAAACAUAGAAGAGUGCACACGGGAGAGAGACCCUAUAAAUGCCCUGACUGUGGGAAGAGCUUCAGAGUGAGCUCAAACCUCACGGCACAUCGGAGGAUCCACACCGGAGAGAGACCCUAUAAAUGCCCCGAAUGUGAGCAAAGCUUCCGGCAGAGCUCCACCCUUCUUAAACAUCAGAGACUACACUUACAAGAGAGGCCCUAUAAAUGCCUUGAGUGCGGGCAAAGCUUCUGUGUCAGCUCAGCCCUGACAGUUCAUCAGAGGAUCCACACGGGAGAGAGACCUUACAGAUGCAAAGGCUGUGGGAAAAGCUUCAGUAACAGCUCAUCCCUUGUCACCCACCAGAGGAUCCACACAGGAGAGAAACCCUAUAAAUGCCCCGAUUGUGGGAAGAGUUUCAGCCAGCGUUCGGCCCUGUCUGCGCACAGGAGCAUCCACAGAGGAGAGAGACCCUAUAAAUGUGACUGUGGGGAAAGCUUCAUUGUGAGUGCUGACCUUCUCAAGCAUCAGAGAAUCCACACGGGAGAGAAACUCUACAAUUGCAAAGACUGUGGGAAAAGCUUCUCUCGGAGCACCAACCUUGCUGCCCACAGGCGGAUCCACAGGGGAGAGAAACCUUAUAAAUGCCCUGACUGUGGGAAAAGCUUCACUGGUAGCUCAACCCUUAUUACACAUCAGAGACUGCACACAGGAGAGAGACCCUAUAACUGCUCUGAUUGCGGGAGAAGGUUCAGUCAGAGCUCAGCCCUUACUAAGCAUCGGAGAAUCCACACAGGAGAAAGACCCUAUAACUGUUCUGACUGUGGGAAAAGCUUCACCAACAGCUCCCAUCUUAUUAGACAUCAGACAACCCACACUGGAGAGAGUCCCUAUAAAUGCCCGGAAUGCGGGAAAAGAUUCAGGCAGAGCUCGGCCCUUCUGAAACAUCGGAGACUCCACAUGGGAAACACUGUAAAUGUCGACUUUACAGAGAAUGCUCAGACCACCAGUGAAGCCAGGUGGGAUGGGAAUCCAUUGUACGACGACAACAAGGGAGGGGGGGAGGGGGGGAGGUCAGCAUGCCGGGGUUCUUCCCAGCUCUGGAAAAGAAAGCCCCAGUCCCUGCCCGGGACGUGCUGCAGCCCGGGUUGGUAUCCACGGGCACAGGAAGAGGACAGAGCAGCCGCAGCAAUCAAAGGCCCUGCAGCUUGUUGCAAGAUGUUUCUGCUGCUCUUGCUGCGCCUGCCGACACCAGCCCCUGCAGGGGAGAUGCCAGGCUGCAGAAUAAUGUCCGUGUUUCACUCCGGAUCAUCCCAUCCUCUUGGGGGACGGGAAAGGGAAAUGACUGCAGUAGCGGCGGCUCAGGAGCCAGUGACCUUCGAAGAAGUGGCUGUGUAUUUCACCGAGGAGGAAUGGGCUCUACUGGACCCGAGUCAGAGAGCCUUGUACAGGGACGUCAUGCAGGAGAAUUAUGAUAAUGUGACCUCGCUGGGAUUUCCGAUUCCCAAACCUGAAGUGAUCUCCCAGCUGGAACGGGGAGAAGAGCCGUGGCUCACGGAUCUCCAGGGCUCAGAGGAAAGGGGAAUCCUGAGAUACAGCCACGCAGCUGAUGGGAUCAAGAAUGAGCAUGAAGAGGUGAAUCCUCAGCUGGGAGAUCCUGAGCAAGUGAAACAGCAUGGAACACUAUUAGGAAGAUCCAAAGGAAACAUCUGUUGGAGUAUUGGGCAAGAAAAAACCUGUAAGAGUCAGUGUAGCAAAGAGAGGCCACUGGGAAACCAGCAGGUGAAGAAAGUGGAUAAAUCCACUAAUUGUGGGAGAGGUCUGAAGCACCUCAAGAAAACCAGAGUCCAGAGAAUCCACAUGGGAGAGAGACCAAGCACAUGCAGUGAGUGUGGGAAAAGUUUCAGUAGUCAUUCACACCUUCUUAUACAUCAAAGAAUCCACACAGGAGAAAAGCCAUAUAAAUGCCCCCAGUGUGGGAAGAGCUUCAACCAGAGCCCAAACCUUGUUACACAUCUAAGAAUCCACACUGGAGAGCGACCCUAUAAAUGCCAGGAAUGUGGGAAAAGCUUCACUGCAAACUCCACCUUUAUUAAACACCAGAGAAUCCACACAGGAGAAAAACCCUAUAAAUGCCCUGACUGUGGGAGAAGCUUCAAUCAGAGCUCAGACCUUAUUAGACAUCAGAGACUCCAUACAGGAGAGAAGCCCUUUAGCUGCCCCGACUGUGGGAAAAGAUCCAGUGACAGCUCAGCCCUUAUUGUACAUCAGAGAAUCCACACGGGAGAGAGACCCUAUCGAUGCCCUGUCUGUGGAAAAGGCUUCACUUGCUCUUCACACCUGAUAACGCAUCAGAGAACCCACACAGGAGAAAAACCAUAUAAAUGUCCUUACUGUAGGCAAAGGUGUCGUGUAAAAUCAGCCCUUAUUAUACACCAGAGAAUCCACACAGGAGAGAGACCCUAUAAGUGCCCUGACUGUGGGAAAACCUUCAGCAGCCGUUCCCAUCUUAAUUCUCAUCAGAGAAUCCACAAGAGAGAAAUGCCUUGUAAAAACCCUGAGUGUGGGAAAAGCUGCACAGAAAGUUCACCCCUUAUUAUGCAUUAGGAGGAGAACUGAAUAAUUGCCCUGACUAAGUUUAGCUAAGAACUUGACUACGCCUGAAAUAUAUUUUGGAUUAUGUUUGUCCACUUUAAUCCGGAAUAACUAUCCUGAAAGCAGUUCUACCACACUGCUUUGUUAUGCCAGUUUAAGCUCCUCCCCUUUUGAAUAAUUGAAUCCACACAGUGCUGCAUUCUGGGCAGAUGUACCAUGCUACUAUGUUCUGCCGCUUGGCUCUGUGUAUUCUGGGAUUUUCUCCUGAUACAUUGUGGGAUAGCUACCCAAAGCCACUGGAAUUCUGGGAUUUGGGGUCAAACUAACAGAUUUCAGGAUUACUCUCAUGUCAUCCCAUCAUUCAUCUGGCUUUUGUGAGCCAGCACCAUUUUCAAGCCUCUGGCAGGCAGCAUGAAGGGAACAUGUGACCCUGACAAUCAUUAACAUGAACAGGCCUAUGCACAGGUAUUGGCGGUCAGGCAGCUGGGUGGGUGGCUUUGGAUGCCUUGAGAGACAGCCAUGGUCGUGCUGCACCAAUAUGGGUGACGCAAAUAGAAGACGAGGAGGACGAAAGCAAGCAGUUACUUCCGCAAGACCAUUUUCUGGAACAUUUCCUCAGUAGUCUGUUUCUUCUGGGCUUGCCCAGUAAGCAGUGACUUGUGGGACAGGAUAGUCAUGCAGACCAAGGAUGACUAGCAAUGGUGGCAGAACUUCAGAAUGACAAAGGCCAUGUACCUUGAAAACUGUGCAGAGCUGGCCCAUGAGCGGAAGUGGCAGGGCACCAACUGGAGAGUUCCCUUCAGCAUAAAGUGUUGUGGUCUUCAGUAUCUGGAAGCUUGCUAAUCUCCCAAUGGCUUCUGGGCAACAGCUAACCAGUUCAGUGUUGGUAAAUCAACUAUUGGGGCUGUCAUAGAAUCAUAGAAUUGUAGGACUGGAAGGGACCUGAAGAGGUCAUCUCGUCCAGUCUGCUGCACUCACAGAAGGACUAAGUAUUAUCUAGCCUGUCCCUGACACUUGUUUGUCUAACCUGGUCUUAAAAACCUCCAAUGACGGCGUUUCAACUAUUCAGAGGGUACUGCUAGGCCAGGUCCUAAAGCGUGGCAGAACACAGGAAGUUAUUGAAUAAUUUGAAAGGCUGGGGCUCCUGAAUUGUUUUGGGGCCACUAAUGGUACCCAUAUGCCUAUUGUUUGCCUCCCUGUACCAGAUCUCAGAGUUUGUCAACAGAAAAGGAUAUUUGGGCACGAUGCUGCAAGGUCUGGUUGAUCACUGUGGAAAAGUUUGACCAGUAUUAAUGUGGGAUGGUCUGGAAAGUUCCACGACACCAGUGUUGUUCGACAUUCAAGCCUUCUUUUUGGCAACGAGGCCGGAACUGGUGCCAUGUGCUGCUACGGAUAUUUAUCAUGUGAUUCCUCCUGUCACUCUGGGAGACCCAGCUCGUCCUCUGCUUCCCUGGCUGAUGAAUCCUUUUCCUGGACACUUGGAGAGGAGAAAGGAGCUCUUUAACUUACACCCCGAGUAGCUGCAGAAUGACAGGGGAGUGGGCAUCUGGAAGACUGAAGGGAAGGUGGAGGUGCCUUGUGACAAGGCUGGAGGCUGCUGAGCAAUAUCUGCCUCAUGUGACAUGUGCAUGCUGCAUUUCCCACAACAUCUGAUGUUGGCGAGAGGUGGAAGUAGAGAAACUCUGUGAAUGUUAUGAACAGCCACAGAGGCUGCCUCUGCUAAAUGCCACAAUUGGUCAGGGACACAUCGUCAGGGAUGUAUUGUUCUCUUUCUUUAAGGCGAAGGGGUAGUGGGGAAAAAUGUAUGUAACUUUGUGGUAGGAUUUUAAUUUUUUUUUAUGUAGGAUUUUAUUGUGCUUUGUGUGGGAUUUUAUGAAACUUCAGUUGUAAAUAAAUAACAGAUAGCCGUAAAUAAAAACCUUUGUUGAAAACAGCCCGGCACAAAUUUUGAAACAAUAAAACUGUGGCAGACAUGC